Molecule: messenger RNA, 3221 nt
Organism: Rattus norvegicus (Norway rat)
Lineage: Eukaryota; Metazoa; Chordata; Mammalia; Rodentia; Muridae
Gene: Samd3
Product: sterile alpha motif domain containing 3
Exons: 8
Coding region: 131-952 (273 amino acids)
Source: RefSeq, marked validated
CUUUGUGAAGAAACCUGGGUGUUAAUGGUACAGGAUUGGGUACCAUUGUAUGCUCCGGCUGUCUGCUAGUUAAGCUGAGGGAUGCCUGUGGAAAUCAAGUAGGAGAAGGUGCAUUGACAAGAAUCCGACGAUGGAAACGUGGUCAGUUGAUCAGGUCUGCAAAUGGUUGGUGGAGAAAAACUUAGGUGAGCUAGUCCCCAGGUUUCAAGAGGAAGAAGUCAGUGGGACCGCACUCCUGGCCCUUAAUGAUCGGAUGGUACAGCAACUGGUAAAGAAAAUUGGACACCAGGCUGUUCUGAUGGACUUCAUUAAGAAAUACAAGCAGAGUAAUCAAGGGCUGAAGCCCUCGGGAGGUUCCACAGAGACGUCCCUCCUGACCCUGGUACAAGCGGCCCCUGAGCAUGAACGAAACCUCAGUCCCACCAGCCAUGGGGACCAGACAUCUUUGUAUCCGGCUGUCCUCGACAAUAGACUCAUUGACCAAAGAGUAUUGAAGCAGAGAAGAAAUGUGAAACAUGUUCUAGCAAGGCAUAAAGCAUUGCACUGGACCAAGUCCUACGUCUUACCGGAGUUCCCCUAUGAUGUCAAGUGCGUGCUGGCAGAGCAGAAGCGCCCCGACCACAGCAUGCGGAUAAGGAUCAUUGAGUUUCUCCAGGCAGACAUGACUAAGUACCUGGAAGGCUCACUGUACCCCACCACCCAGCAGUACAACGAUGUGGUCAAUGCUCUGCUGCAGGCUCACCCUUUCCUGGAUGAGGACGGCUGUGGCUUUUUUUUAUGGAAACGAGCCCUCAAGGAUCGCUUUAAAUAUGUCCGAAGACCCAUAGAAGACGAUGAACAAGUCAUGAGAAAUAAGUGUAAAUUUGGACACCGAAGAGGCCAGACAAGGAAGUCUCUCGCUGACAUAAGAUCUAACGAAAUUAAAAUUGUGCAGAUAAAACCAUCGGCCUAGACUUCAGACAGCUGGCACUGAACCCUGAGGGGUUCAGUGAAUCCCCAGGGGUUGUAGAGGCCACUCCACAAGUCCCAGUGCAGUAAAGGAAGAUCCGCUCUGUCUGAAUCUAGCAGUUCGCUUUCUCAUUAAUUCAUGAUGACUCCCUUGAGGCCACCGUCCUGGAGUGUCCUUUCCUGUCUCCCUGAGCAGGAGUGGUGUCUUUAUCCCUCAUACCGUCUUCCUCUCCCUUUCCAUUUUCCUUGUGAGAGUACAUCCCACGUAUUCUUUAUGAAAGACACCUCAGCUGCAGUUCUGUAAGAAUCCAGUGGGGCUCAUCCCUGAAUUCCCUUGUCUAGUGUUCACUGCUAAGGAAUGGGUUUAGGGAACAAGAGAAGCAGGUCUACACUAGCAGAAACAUCCAGAAAAUGUGGUCAUCUUAGUGUUUGAGAAACCAAGACUGAUGGAGGUCUUUGUCCUAAGGAGAGAGACCUGGACCAACCAAUUUCUAAGUUCCUUUGAGCUCUGACAAUGUCAUUAAAAAUACAUCUAAUGUCAGAUAAAUCUUUCAAAGGGGAAGAAUAUUGAGAACUUAAAUUCUGAUGCACUCAUUUAGUAAGGAAAUAUACCCAAUCUGGUACCUAAACCCUAACCAUGGCUAGUCCCAUUAGUCGAUCCAAUAGGAGCUGCCUAGAUAUUUCAGCAUCAUAAUAGGUAAGGGAUGUCAUAAUGGGUAAGUUCAUCGUGCAUAAAUGUGAGUAUCAUUAACAUCAAAAUUUUAUUAUAUUUAAAUAGUAGCAAGCCAUGCAUAUAACUCAAGUUUAGAUUUCAUUUUACUUAAGAAAUACUUUCUAUAUAUUUGAGAAGAUAUAAAAUAAUGUGCAGUGUGUGACAAGCACACAAUAUAUGAGACAAAAUGGGCACCAAGAUUGGCAUUUAGCUUACCACUAGAUAGCUGCUGGUACUAGAUAAUUGCAUGGACCUGAGUUUUCCUCCCCUCCCCCAAGCACUCGCCUUGCCAACAUCACGGUGUUUGGAAGUAACCAUGCCUUGGAUUUUAUGUUACCCUUUAUCAGGUUUUUAAGACAGUGAUUUCCAUGUCAUCUAUGCAUGGAAUGAAUUACUGUUUCAUAUGACUUAUUUUUGAGAUAGAUAGGAAAUCAUGAUAUGAUGGAAUUGGAUAACUUCCUUUUUUCCACUUGCUGUGAUGUCUUUGGGAUACAAUCAGGUUGCUAUUUCUUUCUUUCUCCACAGGUUGAGUAAUCUAAUGUGACAGGGAAUCCCAUUGUCUCUGGAUGCUUGCCUACCCAUCGUCCUCUGACUUGUGUCUGGUUUAGUUUUAGGACAUAUGCAGGAACUUUUGCCAAAGACUUUUGCACAGGGCAGGACUGCUGGUUUAUAGAUUGUGCAAAUCUGCAACUUUGCAAGACAGGGUUACAUUGUUUUCCUAAAUGAUUGUAGACAUUUGACUUCCUGAGCAAGACUUAUUAGAUGCCUUUUAUACUCAAACCUGAAAGUAAAUUGUUUUAUUAGUCCUGAUUUUCAUGGUAAUUAUUCAUGAAUUGGGUAUUUCUUCAUAUAUUUCUAAAAAGUUUACAUGUACUUCUCCUUGAAAUUCCUGUUCAUAAAGGUCUGAAGGAGCUGAAGGGGCUUGCGACCCCAUAUGAACAACAAUGCCAACCAACCAGAGCUUCCAGGGACUAAGCCACUACCCAAAGACUGACCCUGGGCUCCAACUGCAUAGGUAGCAGUGAAUAGCGUAGUAAGGGCACCAGGGGAAGGGGAAGCCCUUGGUCCUGCCAAGGAUGGAACCCCAGUGUACGGGAUUGUUGGGGAGGGUGGAAGGGGGAGUGAAUGGGGAGGGGAACACCCAUAUAGAAGGGGAGGUGGGGUUAGGGGGCUGAUGGACAGGAAACCAGGGAAGGGAAUAACAUUUGAACUGUAAACAAGAAAUACCCAAUUUAAUAAAAAUGGAAGAAAUUCCUGUUCAUGCCCUUGACAUUUUUUGUCAGCUUAUUAAUUUGCAAAAAUCAUAAAUACAUAUGUAUUUUAUGAGUAUUUCACUUAUAUGAGCUUUAUCAAUUAUAUCCAUUGUCAGUAUCUCCUCUCAGUCUGUGUUUUUUCUUUUAAACAUCUUUCUGCUUGUGUUACGACAUAGUUGUCGUUUUAAUGCAAUUAUGGUUAUCAGUCUUCUCACUUUUGAUUUAGUUCCUUCAGAAAACCUUUUUCCACCUUGAACUGAUAAAAAUAUUCUUUAAUUUCCUUUAAUUAAAAAAAAAGUUUUGCCUUU